GUGAUUGUCAAACAACGCUUGAUUUUGUGCGUGUGGUGCGGUGUGUCGGCUUUGCUAGAGGCGAGGAACAAAUAGCGGAAAGUGUGGAUUUUUUGGUGGCAACAAUCUUGGUCAUCUUAAUGACGCUGGUCUGAUCUAGGUUGCUCGGAUCGACGAUAAAAGUGUCUGGGUUCCACUGAAAGACACUUUGCCAAGUUUGCCGUAGGUCGGACCGAGUGGAGGCCUUUCCUUUCCCGAUCCCUCCGCCAAGGUCCAAAUCAGCAGUGCGCACCGGACAAAGAUUUUGGCGGCGCGUUCCGUGGGACGAUAAAAAUCAAUCUUGUAUUGUGGCAGUGGAAAGCCUCAACAUCUUGUUUUCCGAAUCUCACCCAACACCGGGGUGAAAACGGAAGAAAACGAGUUUAGGUUCGGUUUCAGCUUCUCAUGCAGCGCGUGCCCACAUCGGUCACAAUUUGUAGUGACGCCCGACAGUAACCUGGAACCGAGCGUAGCUGGGAAAAGUAAUAAUUUAGUGGAAGUUACAGAAACAUCACAUGAAGAUACGAAUCAAACCAAGGAGCCUGGUAUUUUGAUUGACGCAGAAGAAAACGCCUUAAAUCGUAGGAUAAACCACGAAAGCGUACGAGAGCCGGAUCAACAAAAUCUAGCAAAAAGCGGGCUCCGAACGGUCACGAAACAGACCCGCGUUUCGGUGAUCACCCUUUUUAAACCGACAGUUUACGCGUUGCUGCUUCACAACAUCAACGCAAGUGGCACCCAAAACAGCCCCAAACUGAGGCUCAGAAACAGGCAAUGCCAUCAGCGGUCAGUGGCACAGGCGGUCACGGCGGCGGUGGUGGUGGCGGAGGAGGUACAGGAAUCGGUGGCAACAUGAAUGCGCAGACGAAUGAAGAAUGCGGUAUACGGGAUGUGUGGCGGCAUAAUCUGGACGAAGAGUUCCGAACGAUACGACUGAUCGUGCAGAAGUAUCCGUUUGUCGCGAUGGACACGGAGUUUCCGGGUGUGGUCGCCCGGCCUGUUGGGGAGUUCCGCUCCUCGGCCGACUACCAAUACCAGUGUUUGCGCUGCAACGUGGAUCUACUGCGCAUCAUCCAGCUUGGCUUGACGUUCAUGGAUGACGACGGGCUUACACCGGCGGGGUUUUCGACCUGGCAGUUCAAUUUCAAGUUCAACCUUAGCGAGGACAUGUACGCACAGGAUUCGAUUGAUCUGCUGCUCAAUUCCGGCAUACAGUUCAAGAAGCAUGAGGAGGACGGUAUCGAUCCGCUCGAUUUCGCCGAGCUGCUCAUGACCUCCGGCAUUGUGCUGAUGGAUAACAUCAAGUGGCUUAGCUUCCACUCGGGCUACGAUUUCGCAUAUCUGCUGAAGCUGCUAACCGAUCAGAACUUGCCCGCCGAGGAGGGCGACUUCUUCGAGCUGUUGCGGAUUUACUUUCCCACCAUCUACGACGUCAAGUAUCUGAUGAAAUCGUGCAAGAACCUGAAAGGGGGCCUGCAAGAGGUGGCCGAUCAACUGGAACUGAGACGUGUCGGACCGCAGCAUCAGGCCGGUUCCGAUUCACUGUUGACCGGAAUGGCGUUCUUCAAAAUGCGAGAGCUGUUCUUUGAAGAUAACAUCGAUAACGCGAAGUACUGCGGUCACCUAUAUGGUCUGGGCACAUCGUUUGUCGCAAACGGCAACAGCACGUCAGCGGGUGGCAGUGGGUCCGGAUCUGCAGGCGGUACGGGCAGCGGUGGAGCUGCUUCUGGCACGGGGACAGGCAACAACAGUAACAGCACGACUAGCAAUAGCAACGCCAACAGCAGCAACAACAGCAACAAUCGAACUAUUUCUUGCAGAUAAACCGGAACGAUAGAGGAGGAGCAAGGAAGGAAGGAAGGAUGUUCCGCAGCUGUUCGUGAUGGUGCAUCUUCAUCGUAUCGUGGCUCAUCUAGGCAUAGCAACUGCUGGUGGUGGUGCUGCUACUGAGACCAGUCAACACAGCUGGACCAUUGACACCGUCGACGCCGUUAUACGAGCAAGAGCGUUCACAACUGCCACGAAUGGUUCCACGUCCGUCGCAGGUAGAGAAGCUGCGAUGCUGCGAUUGGGAAGAAGAAGAGGAGAGGAACAAAGUGUUUAUUUUGUGUCGUUUGUAGUAAGGAGAAGACAUUGAGGUCGAAAUUUAGGAAUAUAAAGUUUAUAACAAUGACGCAUGGACAGAAGAAAAUAUAAUAAACAGCAAAAACACAACAACCUAAUGCUGAAAGGAAAUGAAAAGAGAAUGAAACAAAUGGACCUGUACGUCCUGUGU
Molecule: messenger RNA, 2293 nt
Organism: Anopheles darlingi
Lineage: Eukaryota; Metazoa; Arthropoda; Insecta; Diptera; Culicidae
Gene: Pop2
Product: CCR4-NOT transcription complex subunit 7
Exons: 5
Coding region: 793-1842 (349 amino acids)
Cellular component (GO): CCR4-NOT core complex; CCR4-NOT complex; P-body
Molecular function (GO): poly(A)-specific ribonuclease activity; nucleic acid binding
Source: RefSeq, a predicted model, not a curated record